AUGCCAAAUGUUUCAAUUCCACUCCUUUGGGAGCAAAUUGUUGAUUUGAGCUAUAAACCACGACUUAAUAUUAUUGAUCAUGAGCAAACAUCAAAGGUUGUGGAGCGCCAUUUUCAUGAUAUUAUAGAAAGAUAUGGAGAGACUGUAGCAGUUGACCUAACCGAUAAGCAUGGCGAUGAGGGUCAACUGAGUAUGGCAUAUGCUACUGAAAUGGAAAAGCUGCCAAAUGUGAGAUAUAUUUCAUUUGAUUUCCGUCACUAUUGUGGCAACUCAAACCUCGACAAUAUACAAGUUCUCUAUGACCAAGUCUCUGAGGAUCUUCAAAAGGAAGGGAUUGCUGAUGCUAAAGAAAACUUAGGUGAAAGCGAAAUUAGAGAAGCCCAUUUAGCCAAGUCAUUGUUUUUCAUACGAAUUGGCGACAAGGAGAAGGCUUUGGAACAGCUCAAGUUAACAGAAAGCAAGACAGUAGCUGCUGGGCAGAAAAUGGACCUGGUUUUCCAUACACUACAGAUUGGCUUUUUCUAUAUGGAUUUCGAUCUUAUUUCCAAGAGCAUUGAUAAAGCAAAGAAGUAAGGGGUGGUGGCCUGAGGAGGGAGGUGACUAGGAAAGGAAGAAUCGUCUAAAGGUGUAUGAAGGCUUAUACUACAUGUCUACUCGAAACUUUAAGAAAGCCACCAGUUUGUUUCUUGAUUCGAUCUCAACUUUCACAACUUAUGAACUUUUCCCAUAUGACAACUUCAUAUUUUACACGGUCCUUACCAGCAUCAUAUCGUUGGAUAGAGUUUCCUUGAAACAGAAGGUACGCACAGUUGCACAUUAGGGUUUUGGCAUGGAAUUGUUUUCCCCUUGAUAAUUUUUUAGAGAGAUGCUUGGCUGGCAGUAUUUUGGUUUUCUUUUCUUUUUUUUGAUUGUCUUUACUUUCCUUUCCUUUCCUUUCCCUUUUUUGUUUUUCCUGGUGAUAAAGAAAGAAAAAAAGGGAGGGGGAGG
Molecule: messenger RNA, 987 nt
Organism: Camellia sinensis
Lineage: Eukaryota; Viridiplantae; Streptophyta; Magnoliopsida; Ericales; Theaceae
Source: RefSeq, a predicted model, not a curated record